Molecule: messenger RNA, 1053 nt
Organism: Opisthorchis viverrini
Lineage: Eukaryota; Metazoa; Platyhelminthes; Trematoda; Opisthorchiida; Opisthorchiidae
Exons: 4
Coding region: 1-1053 (350 amino acids)
Source: RefSeq, a predicted model, not a curated record
AUGAAGAAACAAACGGGGUUACUAUUUUUAAUCCUUGGCCACACACCCAACAAAGUUGCCUUCUGGGCAGCCGGACCACUACACACGCUUGCAUACCAGUCAUCUGGCGUGGUAGAUAAAUUCAUUUACACGGAUGGUCGCAUAAGUUCAUUUGAGCCGAUUGUAGACAGGAUUGCUUCUCGAAUCAUGGCCUCUGUGGUGGUCUCAAAAAGAGGAAACUGGCAGCCAAUAACGUAUCUUCGAGAUAGGAGUCGGUACUGCCGGGAAUCUGUGGAACUAAUAGCCAGGAGGAACUUGGUUAAUGAACUUUUGACCAGACGUUCAAGGGUUUCCAUUAAGAGCGAGGCAUGUUGGAUUUCCCAAGAGUUAGAGGGAGUUUGUCUGAAUUUGGAUUUGGAUAAUGGAUUUCCUCCACCUGUAGGGGGUGAUUUCAUGACCUGUAAAGUAUGUAAAAAGAUUUAUUACAAGAAUUUAAAAAUCUUGGCCGCCUUGUCUCAAAACACGAACUGUAAGGCCGUCGGUCCCCGGCGCGGCAGAGGGGAAUCUGUGGAACUAAUAGCCAGGAGGAACUUGGUUAAUGAACUUUUGACCAGACGUUCAAGGGUUUCCAUUAAGAGCGAGGCAUGUUGGAUUUCCCAAGAGUUAGAGGGAGUUUGUCUGAAUUUGGAUUUGGAUAAUGGAUUUCCUCCACCUGUAGGGGGUGAUUUCAUGACCUGUAAAGCACUCCAGUUUCCCGACCAAGACGGUAUCCCUUCGCUCAUCUUGGGAGCUGGUGGCCCGGACAUCAGCACCUUCAUCCUUGGUCUCUUACGUAUCCCCCUUAUCACUGACACAAUUACAAGUCGGCGGAGGCACUCUACCAUUGUUCUACACUGCAAGUCAGGUCCACAAACUGCUUCAUCUAGCUAUCGUGGCAUCCAUCGCACCUACUUACCCCCUCGUACCCUGGAGCUCCUUAUCAAAGUCCCUGUCAUGGAUAACCUACUCACCACCAAGACCCUUAACAACCGGCAGUAUGCGUUUAUGGCACGGCGGUCAGCUAACACAUGCUAA